Molecule: messenger RNA, 7458 nt
Organism: Micropterus salmoides (largemouth bass)
Lineage: Eukaryota; Metazoa; Chordata; Actinopteri; Centrarchiformes; Centrarchidae
Gene: epha4b
Product: eph receptor A4b
Biological process (GO): cell surface receptor protein tyrosine kinase signaling pathway; protein phosphorylation; axon guidance
Cellular component (GO): neuron projection; plasma membrane
Molecular function (GO): ATP binding; transmembrane-ephrin receptor activity; protein binding
Source: RefSeq, a predicted model, not a curated record
CUCACCGACUCGACACCGCCAACAGGGAUGCAGCGAGGGCGCAGCGCAGCCUGAAAAUGGCACCACCACGCGUCCUGUGGAUCUAUCCAUCCCUUUUCCUCCUGUUCUCUCUGCUCCUUUUUCACGCGUUGUCGCCGUGCCGAGCCUUACGGAAUUACCCGGAGAAUGAAGUUACGUUGCUGGACUCAAUGUCAGCAUUGGCUGACCUGGGCUGGCAGGCUUUCCCUAACGAGGGGUGGGAGGAGAUCAGUGUGAUGGAUGAGAGGAACACCCCAAUGCGGACCUACCAGGUGUGUAAUGUCAUGGAGGCCAACCAGAACAACUGGCUGAGGACGGGUCACAUCAGCCGAGAAGGAGCACAGCGCGUCCACAUUGAGAUCAAGUUCACCCUGAGGGACUGUAACAGCCUGCCCGGGGUCCCCGGUACCUGCAAAGAGACAUUCAACAUGUACUACCAUGAGUCCAACACUGACAAAAUGUGGUUCAUCAAGGAAAGCCAGUAUGUCAAGAUCGAUACUAUAGCUGCAGAUGAGAGUUUUACACAGGUGGACGUUGGAGACCGUGUGAUGAAGCUGAACACGGAGGUGCGUGAAAUCAGCAACCUAAGUAAAAAGGGUUUCUACCUGGCCUUCCAGGACCUGGGCGCCUGUAUCGCUCUGGUCUCAGUCAGAGUCUUCUACAAGAAGUGUCCCCUCACUGUGCUUAACUUGGCCCAGUUCCCCGACACAAUAACAGGCGGAGACACAGCACUGGUGGAGGUCCACGGUGUGUGUGUAAAUGCCUCUGAGGAGUUUGAGGCUCCCAAGAUGUACUGCAGCGCAGACGGAGGCUGGCUGGUUCCUAUCGGGAGGUGUGUGUGCAAACCGGGCUUUGAGGAGAACAAGGACGUCUGCCAACCGUGCAGACCUGGUACCUACAAAGCUUCAGCCACAGAUGCCUACUGCACCAAAUGUCCUCCCCACAGCUCGUCUCCGCAGGAACAAGCCUUUGAGUGUGUUUGUGAGAAAGGUUUCUACCGUGCUGAGACCGACCCACGGGCCAUGGCCUGCACACGUCCUCCAUCUGCUCCAGAGAACCCCAUCUCCACAGUGAAUGAGACCUGUGUCACAUUGGAGUGGUCACCACGGGACACAGGAGGCCGAGGAGACAUCACCUACAGCCUCCACUGCAGUAAGUGCUCAGGUGAUGGCAAGAAGUGCACACCAUGUGGUAGCAGCGUCCAUUUUGUUCCCAGGCAGUUUGGUCUCUCGUCAGCCACCGUGCUGGUCACCGAACUGCAACCGGACUCCAACUACAGCUUCACUAUUGAGAGCCAGAAUGGAGUGUCAGAUUUAAGUCCCACACCCAGAGGAACGGCAGUCAUCAAUGUCACUACAUCACAGACAGUGAGCGUUGUGUUGAAGGAGAGGCGGAGCAAGGACAGUGUGACUUUGGCCUGGCAGGGUCCAGAGAGACCCAAUGAAGUGAUAGUGGAGUAUGAGGUCAUCUACUAUGAGAAGAAUCAGCGGGAGCAGAACUACACGGUCUUGAGGACUAGCUCCAACAUGAUGACAGUGGACGGGCUGAAGCCAGGGACCACCUAUGUGUUCAGGGUCAGGGCUCGAACCAAUGUGGGCUACGGGAGCUACGGUGGAGAGAUUGAAUUGGAAACCAGCCACGAAGAUGUUUUUGCUAUCGGGGACCCUAACCAGUCCACCAUUCUGGCUGUGUCCAUCGCUGGGGGAAUCGUUCUGCUCAUCUUCCUGGUGACUUGCUUCGUUGUCAGCGGAAGGCACUGUGGAUAUAUCAAAGCCAAGCAGGACCCUGAUGAAGAGAAGAUGCAGUUCCAACAUGGCCGAGUCAAGCUUCCAGGCAGCAGGACCUACAUCCAUCCUCACACCUAUGAAGACCCCAACCAGGCUGUCAGGGACUUUGCCAAAGAGAUUGAUGCUUCCAAUAUUCGCAUAGAGAGAGUCAUUGGAGCUGGAGAGUUUGGGGAGGUGUGCAGUGGUCGGUUGCGUGUGCAGGGAAAGAGAGAGAUCUACGUGGCCAUCAAAAGUCUGAAGGCAGGAUACUCUGACAAACAGAGGAGGGACUUCCUGUCUGAGGCGUCCAUCAUGGGACAGUUUGACCACCCGAACAUCAUCAGGCUGGAGGGUGUCGUCACAAGAUGUAAGCCAGUGAUGAUCAUAACAGAGUUCAUGGAAAACGGAUCUCUGGACACUUUCCUCAAGAAACAUGACGGCCAGUUCACAGUGAUCCAGCUGGUUGGCAUGCUGCGUGGCAUCGCCUCAGGUAUGAAGUACCUGUCAGACAUGAGCUACGUUCACAGAGACCUGGCAGCUCGAAACAUCCUGGUCAACAGCAACCUGGUGUGUAAGGUGUCUGACUUUGGCCUGAGUCGAGUUCUGGAGGACGACCCAGAGGCUGCCUACACUACAAGGGGAGGGAAGAUCCCAAUCAGAUGGACUGCUCCAGAGGCCAUAGCCUACAGGAAGUUCACCUCUGCCAGUGACGUGUGGAGUUACGGUAUCGUCAUGUGGGAGGUGAUUUCAUACGGAGAAAGACCCUACUGGGAGAUGUCCAAUCAGGAUGUGAUUAAAGCAAUAGACGAGGGCUACCGUCUUCCCGCUCCAAUGGACUGUCCCGUGGUGCUGCACCAGCUCAUGUUGGACUGUUGGGAGAAAGGACGCAGCGACAGGCCAAAGUUUGGACAGAUUGUCACAAUCCUGGACAAGCUCAUCAGAAACCCCGCCAGCCUCAGAGAGCUGGCCAACAGCUCGGCAUGGGAGGACCCGUCCACCCCAGAGUUCAGUGUGAGCACAGUGGAUGAGUGGCUGGAGGCCAUCAAGAUGGGCCAGUAUAAGGAGAACUUUUCCAGUGCUGGAUAUGUCAGCUUGGACUCAGUCCUCUACAUCAGUGUCAGUGAAUUGGCAAAGAUGGGUGUGUCUUUGGCGGGGCACCAGAAGAAGAUUCUGUCCAGCGUGCAGAGCCUGCAGACCCAGGGGACACACGUUCAAGUAUAACAGUUUCCACAUAAACACACAGUGAGACAGAGCCAAAAUGGAUGCUCCUGUGAAGAGUUUCCACACUGAAAAGGAGCUGUAAUGGAUACUCUGUGCUUGGGCCUCCAUUUAGUUUGAGACACACUGAGAUGGAGACAACAUGGACAAUUGACUCCUUCACCCUCUCGCAGUUUCACCAUUCUUCCCAUCCUCAAUGGGCACUACCGGCUUUAGCACUCAGAGUCCCAGCAAGACAACCACCAUUACGGAGCAACAGAGAGACACAUGUCUAACAGCAAGACCCAUCCCAGACCAUUUCACAUCAUAUCAGCUCAACAAAAGCAGAAAAAAAAAAGAUUUUUAACAAAAGAAAAGAGACAAAAAAACUAAUUAGAGUAUAAUUAUCUUCACUGUCUGUGAGGUGUACAGUUGGUUUUGAUUGUCAUUUUGUUUCUGUUUUGAGUUUUCACCUUGAAGAGUUUAAAAAGGGUCAGAAGAUAUGUAUAGGUGUAGAUAUAUGUUUAUAUGGGCUGUUGUCCCACAACCGUAGAGAUGGACCUAACGUUUGCAUUGGUGGUGAGGUUUAUAUCACUCAACGUUAAUAGGAGUUAUUACCUAUGUAUGGCCCCGUCCAUUGCUCUCUGUAUACAGAAAGCCAAUGAAUGAACUGAGAUUCUGGAUGACAUGAAUGUGUAGUGUGAGGGAAACAGAAAACCUGGACCUUUAGAGAUAGAGAGUGAUGUAGAUUGUGCUAGCUCAUGUAGGAUGGAAGUAUGAUUCAUUUAAAUAGUGUAUUUGACCUGGACAAGGGCUUCCCUAGCGACUGCUCUCAGAGACACUUCCAUAGCAACUAGACCCAGUGCACGUUUGCUGUUCUGCUUGCACUUAUGAUGUAACUGAGUGCAAAGAAACAGCAAAAAAACUGCUUAAAGUGCAGUUAGGACAGAUACAUUUUUACUCUUCCAUAACCGACUGUCUAUUCCAAACAACAUUGUUUAUUUCAGCUGUUACAGUAUGAUGUUGGUGGGAAUAUUUCAGCCUAAUAGUUUGCCUUCCCAUGUUUCAGGUGUGUUGAGAAAGCUAUAUAGUGUUUUUUGUAGGGUAAAGGUGAUGCCAAGGUCAUGAUAGAGUUGACACUGUUAAGAACGUGUAACUUGUUUUUCCAGUGUUGUGCCAUGUACAGUAACCUUUAAAAUGUCCAUCUGGGCAACAUACCACCAUUCUUACUUCACUAUUUCCUUUAAUCAGUUCCUAUGGCUGGAUGGUAACACAAGUCCAGUCACAGUAAUUACAGUGUUUUGUGAAGUCUGCUUGAUGAAAAGGAACAUUGGAAUGGACCCUUUUUUUUUAGCAAGAUGAAGUAUUAUGCAGUGUUGAUUUUCAGCUGUGCCACCACAAGAGGAUAAAUUUCAUUUAAAAGAAGAUGAUUUGUGUCUUGUACUCUCUCACUUUAUUGUUAUCAGUCAUGCCAACCAAUUUUAAGCAUCCCUAGUUUCAAACCAGUACCCAUAAGACAAAUUUACAAAACAAUGUUUACAGUAAAAAGCAAAUUAAUUGGUUUGUUGGUUUUUCCUUAUUAGAAGGAAACUGCUGCUGAUCACAUUAGUAACAAGGUUAUAUAUGAUGGGACCAUCUUUGUGUGCACUGCAUUAAUGGUACUGAACCUGCUUUAGUUUAUUCCCAAACCCAGUUUUAAUAUAUGUGGUACUCUAUAGGACCAACAGUGGCAUAAAGUACAGUAUAUAUGAUUGUAUCAUAGUGUAAAAUAUGUACAGUGUUGAUUUCCAAUGUUAGAAUGUUUGUAAUGAUAACGAUGAUGAUGACUAUGAUGUACUUUUAUUGUGAAACAGAGAUUUCUGAAGUACACAUUCAGGAGCGGGUCAUGCAGGAGAAAAGCUGAAGGGAGGUGAUUUGUUGGUCUGAACAAAGGAAUGUAGCAUUGUGCGAAGCUUCAGCUUUGAUUGACAGGUGACAUUGACUGCAGUUUCUACUAUAGUGUUAGAAUGAGUAGAAUGGACUUUCCUUAUUGAUACUCUGGCUUAAAUUGCAAAUAUCCCUAAAACAGUAAUUACAUGUACUUAAGCCUGUGUCCACCUACAACACAAAUUGUUAAAAUGCUUGUUUGGGUGAAGAAGGGAUGGAAGGAGGGAGGCUGGGGUAAGAGAAGUCCUCAGAUCUAAUCUCUGUCCACUGACAUCACAAAUAAGGAUUUGCUAAACCCUUUCCCGAAGCAGAAAUUGUCCAAUCAUAGCUUAGCGACCGUAACUAGGAAUGGCAGACCUGUCAAGCUUUGCAUUUCUCCACACGUUGAAACGAUGUGCAUGUAGAGUGUUACCCAGCAUUUAAAUAGUUUGGUGGCUGGUAACGUUUUUGAGCCUUUCCAAACCCCAAUAUAGAACAACAAAUGUGCAAGGAAUGGAUUAAACAGUGCGUUACUAAUGUAAGCUGCAAUUGCUACAGUAGUAACCGAGUAUUACUUCUAAGGCCAAGGUGCACAUAAUCAAUUAACAAAUUCUGUUAAUCUUACCACUUUGUUAUAUCUCCCCACUAAGUUGAAGCCGGUCUUCAGCAGUUCUGUUCUGCUAUUGGAUUUGGGGAAAAACUCCAGCAACCUCAGCCUACAUAACUAGAGAUAGCAUUACAUUUGCCAACAUAUCGCUUUGUUCUCAUUCUUAAAGCAUGUUUUCUUGUUAUGUUAAAAGUGUCACUUAAAUAUAAAUAAGGUAAAACAAUAUGGAAGCUGUGCAGACAAACAGGAACUUAAGAACAGUGGUCAUCAUAUUUAUAUUAGGACUAACUCUAUACUGUAAUACAAUAACUAUACUAUGUUUCUUAAUUUUUAAGUCUUCUAUGUGUAUCAGCAAGUGGUGAGGAUGUUGGGACAUUCAGCUUUAGCCUCUGUGUUAUAGCACCAUAUCAUGUAGCCAUAGGGCUGUCGCGGUGAAGUAAUUUCCACCACGGCAAUAUGUUCGGGCUCAACAGCACAGUAUGCGGUAUUAUCGCAUUUUUCAUCAAUGAAGUAAAUUGGUGCCAUAUAGCAGAGUAAGAAUGUCUGUAUCUGUCACCUCACUGCACAGCGAACCGCUAACAGCAGCUUUAUGGUCUGAGCAAGCUAGCUGUUGCGUGCUAGUCAACAACAUUUCCAAGCAAACACCUUUUGUAGUUUGACCGUGUCUUUUUCAGACGUUGCUAUAUCAUUACCUUCAGGGCAUGUCUAUCAAGUCAAUUUUCAUAGCGCGCCGGUGUGGAACAGAAUGGCUGUCCACAACUAACCACUGCGCUGUAGUAACUAAAUUUCCUUAGUUAGUGAGAUUCAAAUGAGGCUUACUGUCCACAGUUUCUCUGGACUGUGCCUCUGGGUCACAACAUUAAUCCAACAUCGCUGAGCGUGCUUGCCACAUUAGCCACACAAUAUGCUAACGCCAAGUUAGCUAACCUUUAAAAUAAACAGUAAAACAACACAAAACACUUACAGCUUCAGAGUUUGUAGUCGGGUCAUGUACAGCCCAUGGCGAUCCAUCCUUGAACCAUCCUUGAAGUUACAGAGCUUGUUACGGUUGUGGAAAUUUUGAAGCACUCAUUUAUUAAUUCAACACCCCCUGAAGUGUACAAUAUGAAGAUUGCGGUUGUUGCAGUGCUUGCUAUCCUCGUGGUAGGCUUGAUCAAUUUUGCGGAUAUCGCGACAGGCCUAUGUAGCCAUCAUGUGAACAUUGAAGUCCCUUUUUACAGGGUUUUCAUUCUACAGCAAGUGAGCUGGAAACUGAAAAAAAGUCAGCCAGAGAGCAUUUUCAACCAACUCCUGGAGCUAAAGUUAGGUUAACUAGUUUAGCUAACGAGCUACAUCUACUAAAACAGGUGUCAUUUUAGCCAUAAACGUUUUCUUAUUUGGUGGCUAGAAAUAAUAAUAAUAAUAAUAAGUAUGUCCUUUACCUACCCUGAAAUCAACCAAUCACAAAUAAUUUAUGGUAACUGUGCAACUCCAGUUACUUCUGAGUAAGCAAAUGGCAGUUGAGUUGAAUUUGAAUUUAUCUUAACUGUCUCAUGUUUCUGCUAUGCUGAUUUUAUGCACUGUGUUGCUUUGCUAGCAUCUUUGAUAAACCAAACUACAUCAACAGCGACACCUCACUACCGGUCGGACUAGUUUUGCGUAAGCUUAAGCUUUCAUUUUCUGUGGCCCGACAGGUUGGUUGCCAACGUUAGUAAAAGUGUUAUUAAUAAGAGAUGACACAUGGGUUUUCUACCCGGAAGUGAUUGUAAACAAACAUUGUGAUUGGUUCUAUAUUAUGUGCCAUUCUAGAAUGGAAAGCUUGACAGGCGUAGCUAAAAUAACUAAGGCCCCGUGUCCACCGUUUUUUGCCAGCUGAAAACGCCUGCUGCUGUUCUGAAAACGCCUAGCUGGGAGCGCUAGGGCGCAUUUUGGAGGCGCAGUGUUUUUUUUCAAGACGCUGUGGUUGCUAUGAUACAUAAUUUCCAU